AGUUAACAAUCGGAACCGUCCGGAGCCGGAGAUACUCGGAAGUUGACGGUCGGAACCGUUCGGAGAUACUCGGAGCCGUUCGGAGCAGCUUGUGCGCACCAACUAACUACUAGUCAUAAUCAGAGACAACAAAUCCGACGUCAGCUACAAGUGGUGUUAACAUUGCGGCAACAGCCAAUUAAAGAUUCUGAGAGAAACGACCGCAUCACAGCUUGAUUUCACCAUGGUAACAUGGAGAUUAAACUCAUCUACGAAUGACGCUGGUGACGUCAACAACACGUCAUAUCCGGUGAAAGAAAUCCUGACUCCUGAUUGGUUGACAGGUUUGACGGUCACGUGGCUGAUCCUGUCACUCUUUGCCGUUACCAUGGGCAACGUCAUCGUCAUGUGCGUCAUCGUAAGAGAGGACACGUUACACAAGGCUCGGUACUGGUUCCACUUUAACCUAGCAGUGACUGACUUACUCCAAGGCGUCAUUACUAUCCCUACAGCGGUGGCAAGCUUGGUUAACAACGAGUACAUUUCAGGUGACGGCUGGUGUCGUCUGCAAUACACGGUUCUCUUCAUGUGUUUUCAAGCAACUCUUUUCACCCUGGUUGACAUUGGACUUGAGAGAACGCAUGCUAUAGUUCGGCCACUUCAACAUAACAGUGUCGCAACUAAUGUAAAAACUUUAGUGAUGAUAAUAAUCAAUUGGACGUUGAGUUUUGUUGUAGCAAUGACUGCUCACAUACCAUCGCUGUAUCCAGGGGAGCUCAACAUUGACCAAACCACGAUAGUCUGUUUCAUACGGGAGUUCGUCAGCGACCAACAACUUUCGAAUGGUUUUGGCCCAAAACGAACCUUCCCUAUGCAACUUUUGAGAACGGGCUUGCCUGCUGUUUGCAUUGUAAUCAUUCUGAUAUGCUAUUGUGUUGUUUUCUGGGAGGCGCGUAAACAACAGGUAAACAUAAACAACAAUCCCAACCACAGGAAUAUAUCGAUCUUCAAAACCAACGCGUUUAAAACAAUUUCUCUUCACAUGGUUGUUGUUACUAUCUUUGUAGUCGCUUGGGUCGCACAGUUUGUAAGCGGGGUUAGGCUUAAAACGCGGGAGGAUCUGACAGUGGGUUUGGUGAUCACCCAUGAGACUUUUAUCGUGCUAUUUUUGACGGUACCGUCCUUCAGUAACCCCCUAGUGUAUAACUUCCGUAGUGAGGAGUUCCACAGGGCGUUUCUAAAACUCUUUGGUCUGUCGGUUCCUCAGAUCGCCCCCCUUCCCUAAGAAUGGAAUGAGUCUGAUAGCACCACCUACCUCCAUGGUCUGUCAUUGGCCAAACCAAUAAUUGCCAUGCUGUCAUUGGUCAAACUGAUAAUUGUGAUGGACAGUCAGAAUUAGUCUUUUACUUAACAUGAGGGUAUACUGUAUCUGAUUUCAUACAUAUUUUACACACUAUAUUAAAAUUAAGGCCCUGUACACAAAUUAUAGCAGACAUUUUGCUUCCAAUUAAUAUGUUGUUAAAGUGUUUUAUAUCGUAAAGUUACAAAUAUAUAAAUUUGUCAUAUUUACCUUUGAGAGGAACAUGUCAGAAGCAAAAGAUUAUCUUAUAUAGAAAAUGUAAAUGGUUAUUUUAGUACAAUUGUACACUAUCA
Messenger RNA from Branchiostoma belcheri (Belcher's lancelet), 1632 nucleotides. Its product is annotated as neuropeptide FF receptor 2-like. Gene Ontology annotation, cellular component: membrane. The record is from RefSeq and is a predicted model, not a curated record. Bases 224 to 1264 code for a protein of 346 amino acids. Gene Ontology annotation, molecular function: G protein-coupled receptor activity. Lineage: Eukaryota; Metazoa; Chordata; Leptocardii; Amphioxiformes; Branchiostomatidae. Gene Ontology annotation, biological process: G protein-coupled receptor signaling pathway. The transcript has 2 exons.